AUGAACAGAGUGGGAACCAGCCCUGGCUUCGAGCUGAAUGGGAUCAACCACAAUCUGCUGCGAGCAGGGAGCAACCUCACAGCAGCAACAGCAGCUAUCGCAGACCCCUACCUGAGACUUCGCCCAGCUCGUUGGCACGAUCCCACAUGGGUCAGGAGCGAACGGGAACCCAGAAAAGUGUCCGAACAGCUGCAGUCCUACCAAAUCGAUCAGAUUUCGGAGAGCCUGCACCAGGAGCUCCACACAUUUCUGGAAGUCUUCGCUAUUCGCCUCGAAUCGCGGGAGGCCGCCCUCUCUGAUGCAGCUGCAGAAAUCCGGAAGUCUUCCGAAUUCGUCAUAUCCGAUAUGCAAAAGAGAUUCGAUACCUUCCUUGAGCAGGAAGGGGAGAGCGCAGCGAAGGUAAUGGGGCAAAGGCGUGCCAAAUUAGAGGAGGCAGGAGCUGCGGCCCAGAGGCUAUUGCAGGAGCUGCCAGUGGACUUCCCAGCGAGAUUUCAGCAGGUUGAAAGCCAAGUGCUUCAAAUGUCAUCUAAAGACUUCAACGGCCAACGGCUGUCGAACCUGUGUCACAACAGCCCCAAGAAAGAAGAGAAGAAUUUGGACAGCUCACUUGAACAGAUGAGGUUGGCUAUUCAGCUGCAAGGCUUAAGCAAAGGGUUCAAAAGCCUUGAAGAGCGUUUCAGUGCGAUGCAGUCCCGUCUCUCCCGGAAUGAAAAGACAUCCCAGCAAGCUCUGGCGCAGGCAAGACAUUUGGAGACAAUGAUCUCCGGUCUGCCAACCAGAGUUGAGGACCAGAUCUCAUUCCAAAACCUGCGGCGCCAAGUAAAGGAGAUGUCCAAGACUCUGGCCGCUGCUUCCCUGAGCGUUUCAGCUGAAGACUUUGAAGAGCUUCAAACAAAGGUCUUCAACUUGGAGCAUCGCUUGGGGAAGGACCACUUGGUGUCACCAGUCACCAUAGGUGAUGGGUGCAACCCUCUUGCAGAUCUUGCAGAUGUGGCUUCCGCAGACUCCAAAGAUGAGCCAGCGGAGAGGAGAAAGGUCGCAAGCUUCAGACAAGGUUACGGCCAGGAUGGCGAGGAUGGCCCGAUGGAAGGCCUUCAUUUUGGAGAUGGAACUGUGGAGCCUCAGCCAGCACUGCCAGCACUGCCAGCACUGCCCCCGGGUCACGGCAGACCUGAGGAGAGCAGCGACAAAGUCAGGGAGGACCAGCUGCUUCGCUCUCCCAAGCGAAGUCAGGAGCAAGUCCCAGUGCGGCAACAUCCAGCAGGCUAUGACUGCCACAGACCCCCCAUUAAGGGCUUCAAGCGUGUGGAGAACGAUGUCAAGAGCAUUUGGGCAGCCUGUGGUCCCGAAAAGACCCUACUACUUCAGGCCGGCACUGUGCAGCUGCCGAUUCCCGUGACGAAGUGGUUGGCCACAUCGAUUGGUGGGCUGGCUGGACGACAUUUGAUCAGUAACAUGGUCAAGACGGCACAACGAGCCACCCAGCCCGGCAAUCCUUGGGACAAGGCCAUGGCUGAAGACAGUUUUGGCAUCUACUCCAAACUUUAUCAAUGUGCCCAGUCCCCCGCCAGUCUCGCGCGAUCUCGGGAUCGGGAGUGCCAUCUCUCGAAUUCCGAUUUCCAGAGAUUCUUCAACAGGACGCUGCCACAUUGA
Cladocopium goreaui is the source of this 1653-nucleotide messenger RNA. The record is from the annotation of a GenBank genome assembly. NCBI's taxonomy places the organism in Eukaryota, Dinophyceae, Suessiales, Symbiodiniaceae.